AUGUCCGCAAAUCAAUUAUACGCGCUCAUGAGUUUAAUGUUCCUGAUAAUGAUUCUAAUGCCGGUAGCAGAACAUGCGCAAUUAGAUGUGUUUCAGUAUGGCCAAAAGAGACAAGCUGUGACAGAAAUGCAGCAAUAUUGUGGCCAAAUUCUGUCAAGUACUUUACAAAAGAUAUGCGGUAGUGUUUACAAUUCUCGAUUUAAGAAAAGUAAUCAAGAAAUAGAUAUAAACAAUUAUAUGGCAUUUAGUUAUGAUCAGCAUCCGUAUAAAUCCAUUAAGAAUGCAAGAAAAAUGAUAAAAUUUCGAAGGAACUCACGUGGUAUUCACGAAGAAUGUUGUUUAAAAUCCUGUACAAAAGAAGAGUUACGUUCCUAUUGCGCUACUCGUUAAGGAACCCUUGUUUUUAAUUUGAAAUGAAAAACUGAAAUAAUAUCAAAGUAUCACUUUUUUCC
Eufriesea mexicana is the source of this 452-nucleotide messenger RNA. It is a transcript of the gene ILP-2, whose product is annotated as insulin-like peptide 2. Lineage: Eukaryota; Metazoa; Arthropoda; Insecta; Hymenoptera; Apidae. Bases 1 to 390 code for a protein of 129 amino acids. Gene Ontology annotation, cellular component: extracellular region. Gene Ontology annotation, molecular function: hormone activity. The record is from RefSeq and is a predicted model, not a curated record. The transcript is spliced from 2 exons.